Rhizophagus irregularis DAOM 181602=DAOM 197198 is the source of this 645-nucleotide messenger RNA. The record is from RefSeq and is a predicted model, not a curated record. NCBI's taxonomy places the organism in Eukaryota, Fungi, Glomeromycota, Glomeromycetes, Glomerales, Glomeraceae.
CUUGCUAUAAUGUAUGAAAAUGGAAAAGGUGUUAAUAAAGAUUAUAAAAAGGCCGUUGAAUUGUAUCAGAAAGCAGCCGAUUUAGGAGAUAAUAGUGCUCAAAAUAAUCUUGCCCUGAUGUAUGAAAAUGGAAAAGGUGUUGAUAAAAAUUACAAGAAAGCCAUUGAAUUAUAUCGAAAAGCAGCAAAUUUAGGAAGUAUUAAUGCUCAAUAUAAUCUUGCUAUCUUAUAUGAAACUGGGAAAGGUGUUGAUAAAGAUUAUAAUAAAGCCAUUGAAUUAUAUCAGAAGGCGGCUGAUUUAGGAAAUAUUAAUGCUCAUUAUAACCUUGCUCUGAUGUAUGAAAAUGGAAAAGGCGUUAAGAAAGACUAUAAUAAAGCCAUUGAAUUAUAUCAAAAAGCAGUAGAUUUAGGAAGUAUUAGUGCUCAAAAUAACCUUGCUAUAAUUUAUGAAAAUGGAAAAGGCGUUGAUAAAGAUUAUAAUAAAGCCAUUGAAUUAUAUAAUAAAGCAGCAAGUUUAGGAAAUAUCAAUGCUCAAAAUAAUCUUGCUUUAAUGUAUAAUAGUGGAAAAGGUGUUAAUAAAGAUUAUAAAAAAGCUAUUGGAUUGUUUGAAAAAGCGGCAAAUUUAGGAAGUAUUAUUGCUCAAUAU